UACUCAUGAAGGGGCAGUAGACAGAGGUCAUGGAAAUAGGUUCGGGCUCAAUGACAGACUCAGGUGGUUCUUCCGCCAACUCCUCCACCGAGUCACUCAACGGCUUGAAAUUCGGUCAAAAGAUCUACUUCGAGAAUACAGCAGCAGCAGCAGCAGCAGCUGCUGGUGUUGAUGGUGGGACCCCAACCAAACCAGGUCCCGGGUCUUCAAGCUCAUCCGGGUCGGGUAAGAAGCCCAGGUGUGGAAUUGUGCAGAGUGCUCCACCCCCAAGAUGUCAAGUGGAAGGGUGCCAAGUGGAUCUGAGUGAUGCUAAAGCUUACUAUUCAAGGCAUAAAGUUUGUGGUAUGCACUCUAAGGCGCCUAAAGUCAUUGUUGCUGGUCUUGAGCAAAGGUUUUGUCAGCAGUGUAGCAGAUUUCAUCAGCUUCCUGAAUUUGACCAAGAGAAACGGAGCUGCCGUAGACGGCUAGCAGGUCAUAAUGAGCGAAGGAGGAAACCACCACUGGGAUCAUUAUUAUCCUCUCGUUAUGACCGUCUUUCUUCAUCCAUUAUCGAAACCGGCAACAGAGGUGGAAGCUUUAUCAUGGAUUUCACGGCUUACCCAAGGCUUUCCAGGAGGGAUGUGUGGCCGACAUCGAGAUCAUCAGAACACGUAUCUGCAAACCAAAACACAGCUACAGGAUGGGUUCCAAAUCCAUGGCAAAACAAUUCAGAGGAUCUUUCGUCGAACCUUUUCCUGCAGGGAACUCCAGCUGAGACUGGCUUUUCUAGUGCUGGGAUUCCUUCGGGAGAAUGCUUAGCAGGAGUUAUUGAUUCAAACCGUGCUCUCUCUCUUCUGUCAAAUCAGCCAUGGGGCUCCAGAAAUCAGGCAUUGUCUCCUGGGAUAAACGACAUGAUAAAUUCCGAGGUCUCUUCUCCUGUGUCUCAACCAGCAAUGCCUCAUGGUGCAAUUAUGAACCCCUAUUCAAACAUAUCUUGGGGUUUCAAAGGCAACAACUCCGGUAGUAGUUCUCACAAGAUACCGCCUCAUCUCGGUCUGGCCCAGUUCUCAGAGCCUAUUAACAGUCAGUUUUCCGGUGGGCUUCACCAAAGCAGGAGGCAAUACAUGGAACUUGAGCCGCCUGACAUGGACGACACCUCCAUGCAGCAUAUUCACCGCACUCUCUAGGUUUGCCGUGAUUCUCGUUACUGUGGAUGUUGGCAUGUUGUUGUGCCUGAACCUAUGCGUGUACUUUUCAGUGUUUAUGCCUUCGGUUUUCCGCUCUAUGCGGGUGCAAAUGUUGGUUUGUUCAUG
Hibiscus syriacus is the source of this 1292-nucleotide messenger RNA. Its product is annotated as squamosa promoter-binding-like protein 9. Gene Ontology annotation, cellular component: nucleus. The coding region runs from base 30 to 1166 and encodes 378 amino acids. NCBI's taxonomy places the organism in Eukaryota, Viridiplantae, Streptophyta, Magnoliopsida, Malvales, Malvaceae. Gene Ontology annotation, molecular function: DNA binding. The transcript has 3 exons. The record is from RefSeq and is a predicted model, not a curated record.